This is a messenger RNA of Amoebophrya sp. A120, 551 nucleotides long. Lineage: Eukaryota; Dinophyceae; Syndiniales; Amoebophryaceae. The record is from the annotation of a GenBank genome assembly.
UCUGGUUUUGCUUCUGUACUGCAAUAGCGGGCUGACACAGCUCCAGCGCCAGGGUGUUCGUCAAAACUUCGAGUUGAAGAACGCCGGGAAAGACAUCAAUCACAGCCCCGAGGCCAUGCAGGAAAUUUUGAAACGGGUCGCGGCAGACGACUCCAGCAAAAUGCAAACGCAUGACGAGCAGGGAGAUGUGAUUAUGGCAGGCUAUUCACGUGGUAAGGGCUUCGGCAAAGGCGGGAAGAAAGGAAAAACUCGGCGCGCGUACUAUGUUGAAGAAGAAGAUCCCGACUGGUAUGGGGACGAAGACGAGCAGUACGACUACGAGGAUGAAGAAGAAUUUUGGGAAGAAGAAGAACACGCGGAAGAGGAAGAACAAGAAGAACAAGAGCAGGAGGAGGACGCAGCGUUUUUGGCAAACAACGAAUGCAGACGGUGCGGACAAACAGGACACUGGGAACGCAACUGCCCACAGAAGAAAAACGACGGGAACAAGAAGGGCAGCAACUACAGCUACAACAACGCAGGCACUAACGGUGGAUACGGAAAGAAGAAAG